This is a messenger RNA of Choloepus didactylus (southern two-toed sloth), 3522 nucleotides long. RefSeq names its product WD repeat domain 27 (gene WDR27). The coding region runs from base 170 to 2647 and encodes 825 amino acids. The transcript is spliced from 25 exons. The record is from RefSeq and is a predicted model, not a curated record. Gene Ontology annotation, molecular function: protein binding. Lineage: Eukaryota; Metazoa; Chordata; Mammalia; Pilosa; Megalonychidae.
CGGGGCGGCUGCAAGGUCCCAGCGAGGAGGUGGCGGGGGUCUUCGAGGACCGUGGCUCCCCGCGGCCGCCGAGCCCGGGCCUAACGCUCCCUUAGGGGCUCCGCGAGGCCCACCGAGCAUCUUCUGUGCGCGGGUCCGCGCCAGACUCAGUAGGAGCCGCAGAUUGAAGAUGGAAAAGCCACGAGAUAAUUUCUCCGGUAACGAUGACUGUGUCAGCGAUAUAGUUAUAGAAGAAUACUUGGUUGAAUCCAAGGAAUCUGCAUCUCAUGUCCAACUUGCUUGCAGUAAGCAUUACUGUGCUUUCCCUUUAAAUGGAAAUGAACUUUGCAUAUGGAAUUCCAAGAAUCCUUCUUCUCAGCUUUUAAGAGGUCACCAUCAGUCAAUUACUGCUGUGACUUUUGGAAAUAAAAUGAAUCCACUUCUUAUCUGUUCUGCAUCACAAGACUAUGUUAUAAUGUGGAACCUGGAUGAAUGUAAAGAGAAUGUAGUUCAAGGGUUAAUUCCUCGAGGGAUUGUCAUAGGCACUCUUUUGGGAAAGGUGCUUUGUUUAAGAUUUAGUCCAGAUGAUCAAAUUGUGGCAGUGUGUGCUGGAAAUAAAAUAUCCAUGCUGGAUAUUGAGAAUCAGUCUAUACUAGUUGAGCUGGAGGGCCAUCUGGGUCGAGUGACUGCAGUUGAAUUUUGUACUUGGCAAGCAAAUAUUGUAAUCUCAGUAUCUGAAGACAGAAGCUUUAAGGUCUGGGAUCAUUGUAAGGGGUCAUUAAUAUACAGUUCAUCAGUGUUAACAGCCUAUCCUCUCCUACGUUUAUUCAUUAAUGAAGAACUUAAGCAGCUUGUUACUGGAUGUGCUGAUGGCCAGCUUUGGAUCUUCAGUUUGAUUGAAGGACAUCAUUAUCGUUGUGUGACGCGUAUUGACCUAAGGAAAAAAAGAGAUAGUUUCUGCACUAAAAAGGUUAAAUCUGGACUGUGCAGCCAGUUAGAAGAGAGUCAGCUUUCCUCUACAAAUGAAGUGGACAAAGAAGGAAAGACUGAAGUAACAUUUCCAGUGUUGACACUUGAACACUGUGAUCUGUCAUUAAAUCUAUGUUCUGAAUGUGAAUUUUUUUCUUCUGAGAGUACCACAUGUUUAUGGAUUGGAAGCUCAACUGGUUUAUUCAUCUUUAACUUGGCAAACUUUGAAUUGGAAGCCUUUUUACAUUACAAAGAUUUCAGAAGCCUCAGCAUUAAAAUUGCUGGAUCAUGUGCAAUAAUGAACAAAACUAUUGAUCAUAAGGUUUUUUGUUUGCUUACUUCCCUGUUUGGAAAUAAGAUUGCCAUAUUGAAAAUUGACGUUGCUGCCCUCGUGAGUUCUCAGCAGUGCUCUGAUGUGGGAAAGAAUCUUUCAGUGUUAGCUAGUUCCUGUGUCUUACCAACCUCUCCACUGUAUUUUGGAAUUGUUGAGAAAAGAAGUACUAAGCCUGCUAGUAAGAAACAGUCUGCUGUAUGGAAUAUCAUCAAGGACCAACCACUGGUUUUCCACAAUAAAGUUAGGUCAUCUGGCUAUGCAUGUGCCCCACAUGUAACUAUGUUUUCACUGAAGACUAGUAUGAAGAACGAUAGUAAAAGAUCUUCAAAAUGCAAGAACAAUUACAAAUGUAAAGAAUAUCCUUUGGAGAAUUCUCUGCCAGUCAAACUCAGCAAGCAGAUUGCUGUAGCCCACAAACCAACUGCUGUGUGCUGUCUUCAGUAUUCAGGAGAUGGACAGCGGUUGGCUUGUGGUCUAGCCAACCAUUUAUUACUAGUCUUUGAUGCCAACCUUAAGGGAACACCAGCUGUUUUUUCAGGUCACGAUGGUGCAGUGAGCUCGGUUGGCUGGAGUCAUGACAGGAAGUGGUUGGCUUCUGCUUCCCAAGACGGAACAUUACGGAUAUGGUCAGUUCGAAGUACAGAACUCACAUUAUUUCUGGGCAAAGGCAUGUUUUCUAAGCCUAUACAAUUUGUACAGUUUUAUUAUAUAGAUUCUUUUAUCUUAUUAUCUUCUGGCCCUGAAUUUCAGCUACUAAAGUAUCAUAUUGACACUUGCAAAGAUGAGAUAAAAAGAUAUAAACAGAAGAGCAAGUUCAAACCUGUUUGCAGGUUUUCUAUGACUAAUGCAGUAGAGAUUACCAGUUUAUCGGCAGUAAAUGACUUUUAUUCCUAUAUUGUAUUUACAGCUGGUCGAAAUAGAACUUUGGAAAUAUUUGACCUCAACGCAGGCUGCAGUGCUGCACUGAUACCAGAUGCCCAUUCGCGACCUGUCCAUCAGAUUUGUCAGAAUAAAGGAUCACCUUAUAUGGCCCAACAAUCCGAGGCUUAUAAUCUUUUCAUAACCACAGCCAUUGGUGAUGGGAUAAAACUAUGGGAUUUGAGAACUCUGAGGUGUGAGCGCCGUUUUGAAGGGCACCCAAACCGCUGCUAUCCGUGUGGAGUUUCUUUCGGCCCCUGUGGCCAGUACAUAGCCCGUGGUGCAGAGGACAGAUCGGCUUAUGUGUAUGAAAUGGGUUCAAGUACUUACUCCCACAAAUUGGCAGGGCACACGGAUACGGUCACGGGUGUGGCCUUCAACCCAUCAGCUCCCCAGCUCGCCACAGUCACCUUGGAUGGUAAACUUCAGUUGUUUCUAGCUGGAUAGCCGCUGACCGGUGAAGCUUGGCCCAGGAACUUUGAAAGGAACCACCUGGUAAAAGAAAGAAAUAGUUCUUCAAGCACUGGGCCAGAAUCAGUGGAUUGUUUUUCAUAGUAUGGACUGCUUUUCAGAUUUCCUCUCUGCAAAUGGCACCACUGUAUUUAUGCCAAACUCAGGUUUGUAAGCAUUCUUGAUCUUCAAAAGGGAGAACUCCCUUACUGGAAAAAUUGAAAUGACAUGCAACACUUGUGCACAGGAUUUGGUCAAGUUAAAACAGAAUGUUCUUCAAUUAAAAAAAAUUUGAUAUUGUAUCCUAAUCUAAUCUUUUCUAAAAAAUUAAAAAGGGAAUUCACUUUUGGAGCUGAGGAAAUAAAACAGUAAAUUUUACUAAACCAUUUCUGAGUCUUCUGACUAAGGUGCCCAAGGCUGAUCGCUUAGUAAAUGUGCCCUCUGCCCUGGGAGGGUUAGUCAUUGGGCGCAGUUUGGCUUCUGGUCCUUUCCUCCCAUAGAGGUAAGAGUUUGAGGUGUUCCACUGGAUGAGUUUUUAAUAGACAAAAAGCUGUCUUGGGAAAUUGACUCUGCAUGUAGCUGGCUCCAAAUGUCCCUGGAACCAAGUCUUUCUAGGAUCUUUAGGAAAGUCAAGAUGCUUCUAGAACAAUUCCAGAGCCCAGAUGAUUUCAGCAAUAUAUAGUGUCACCCCUCAUAUUACCCACCAGCCUGAAAACUCCUUGGUGAGAUUCAGUGUUCUCAGGGAAACUAUGAUGGUGGGAGACAAUCCGUUUUAUCUGGAGCCUCAAUUGUCCAUCAUUUGUAAGAAAAGCAGCACACUAUUUUUCCACCUCCGAAGAAAUGUCACAAGGUUGACUUCUUGGAUUCCUCAU